Salvia hispanica is the source of this 1310-nucleotide messenger RNA. RefSeq lists its product as uncharacterized. Lineage: Eukaryota; Viridiplantae; Streptophyta; Magnoliopsida; Lamiales; Lamiaceae. The record is from RefSeq and is a predicted model, not a curated record.
CACAGUAUUAAACCCCAAAAGACGAAUACAUAAAAACGAAAAAAAUUGAAAAAAAAAAGAAAAGGAAACACAGCAGCAGAAAACAUGCUGGCGAAGGAAUCGUCGAGGUUCGACCUUCCCGAGGAAUUGCUGGAGGUUUUGCCUCAGGAUCCAUUCGAGCAGCUCGAUGUAGCGCGCAAAAUCACCUCCAUUGCCCUCUCCACGCGCGUCGACUCGCUCGAAUCGGAGCUGUCGGAGCUCCGGCAGCACCUCGCCGACCGCGACAGCAUCAUCGCCGGCAUGGAGUCGCAGCUCCAGUCGCUCGACGCCUCCUUCGCCGAGGCUUCCGAGAAGCUCGCUGCUGCGCUGCAGGAGAAGGAGAGUUUGGUGAAGGAGAAUGAGCAGCUGAGCAACACUGUGAAGAAGCUGAACAGGGAUGUAACCAAGUUGGAAGCAUUCAGAAAGACGUUGAUGCGGUCUCUUCAAGACGAUGAGGAAAACCCUGCAAGUGGUCCUAAGGCUAAUCUGACAAAUCUGCCUAACAAUCUUGAGGAUGAUUCUGAUUUACCGCCUAACCAAACUGCUUCUGCUCAAAGCCAAAUCUCUGAUGCUGGAAUUUUGAAUUCUGUGGAUACUGAUGUUGAAGCCGUGAGGGCCCGUGUACCACAUAACUUCUUACUAGCAUCACAAAAUAGCACGCCUCGUCUCACACCUCCAGGUUCCCCUCCGAGUCUGUCUGCCUCUGGAUCUCCGUAUAGGACGCCCAAACCAUUGUCUCCAAGGAGACAGAGACACUCGAUUUCUGUUGCAUCAACAAGAGGUCUUUACGAUGAUAGGUCUUCUGUGUUUUCUUCUAUGCCUUCAAGCCAGUUCGGUUCAAUGUCAAGCAUGGAAUCGGGAUCACAACCAGGGAAAACACGUGUUGAUGGAAAAGAAUUCUUUCGCCAAGUCAGGUCUCGCCUAUCCUACGAGCAGUUCAGCGCAUUUCUUGCAAACGUGAAGGAACUUAACUCCCACAAGCAAACAAAGGAGGAAACAUUAGGGAAGGCGGAUGAAAUCUUCGGUCCUGAUAAUAAGGACCUCUACGCCAUCUUUGAGGGGCUAAUCACUCGUAACGUGCAGUGAAUAGAGCAAGCUUUUAAUUACGGGUUAAACCUUCAAGAUCUUAGCUCUUCACAAACAAUUUUAGAUUUUGCUUGUGUAAAUUAUGGUUGUAAAAUAAGUUAUUGUCGCAUACAUCCAUGGUAAAUGUUUGUCUUGCAGUUGAUUUGUAUCGAACCACAAUAUUUGUUUCUCAAUAUUUAAUAAAGAUCUGUCUUUUAGGUUUGGUA